ACCCUUAUCUCCAUCUCCCAAACUGCAACCAUGCUUGGCUUACCAGGCUCAUUCCUCAGAGCCCCGUACUCUCAGGCAGCUCACCCGUCCAGUUUCCUCAAUGGUUCCAUUCCUCGUUCUCCCAAACUUCCCAUCCCAUCUUCUUCCUAUCCGCCUCCUGCUCCCUCGUCUCUCUCCAUCCAAGCCAUGAAGAAGCUCCAGGGCCGCGUAGUAUGCGCAACCAACGAUAAGACAGUGGCCGUGGAAGUCAUCCGCCUUGCACCUCACCCCAAGUACAAGCGCCGUGUCCGGAUGAAGAAGAAGUAUCAGGCCCAUGACCCCGAUAAUCAGUUCAAGGUUGGGGAUUUCGUCCAGCUCGAGCAGUCUCGCCCUAUCAGCAAGACCAAAACCUUCAUCGCCACUCCUGUUCUCUCCCGCAAUGCUACCAAGCCCGCCGAGCCUCUACCCUCUUUGGUCCUCGACCUGCCGCUCCAGUCGCAGGGGAGAUCACAAUUCCAGAACUAGGUUGAGCAGGAUGUAGCGGGAGAGGCAAAGUAAGAUGGGAAAGAACCUAAGAUUUUCAUAUUUUGUCGGUUAUUUUACUUUUGCUUUGUGGAAAUUUGGAUUCGUAGAAUAUUUGCCAUUGGUUGAUGGAAUGCCUGAGAUAAUGUAUCUGUUGUUGGUUAUAUGCGCUUAUUUUGAUUUAAGAGUUAUGAUUUAAACUUUUGAGGUCA
Phalaenopsis equestris is the source of this 713-nucleotide messenger RNA. Its product is annotated as 30S ribosomal protein S17, chloroplastic. Lineage: Eukaryota; Viridiplantae; Streptophyta; Magnoliopsida; Asparagales; Orchidaceae. The record is from RefSeq and is a predicted model, not a curated record. The coding region runs from base 31 to 504 and encodes 157 amino acids. Gene Ontology annotation, cellular component: ribosome. Gene Ontology annotation, molecular function: structural constituent of ribosome. Gene Ontology annotation, biological process: translation. The transcript has a single exon.